Molecule: messenger RNA, 1262 nt
Organism: Parasteatoda tepidariorum (common house spider)
Lineage: Eukaryota; Metazoa; Arthropoda; Arachnida; Araneae; Theridiidae
Source: RefSeq, a predicted model, not a curated record
AUGGAGGGAAAUGCAACAUAUGACGGAACAGAUGUGAGAGAAGAAUUGUUAAUCCGGCGAGCAGAGUGUUUCGUUUCUAGAGCUUUGCAGAGCAAUGCAAUUUCAGAAAUAGAAUUGAGUUCUUACAUCAAUUUUCUGCUAGUGACCUGUAAUUCCCCUCGCCAUUUUGCUUCUUAUGAUUUAAUACAGCUGUUGCAAAAUAAGUUGGAAUCUUCUGGUAAUUUUACACAUCCUUCAGUCUACUUGGCUCUGUGUAAUGCUAAUGAAAAAUGGCCACAAAGAGCUGUAUCUGACCUCACAAACGUGUUGACCAGCACAUCUGAAUACCUCUUUCUCAAAGAUAUACAAUCUUUUGCAUUAAUGGCUAUCUCUUGCCAAAUGAAUUUCCUUACAACAUCCGAACAACAACGUUUAUUUCCAAUCUACAGGAAAAGUAUUUCAAACUUGAAACAGAAGCAACUAUCAGACGGUAGUUUCGGAGGUAUUCACGAAACUGCCAUUGCUGUACAGACAUUAAUAUCCAGUGGAGAUGAACUGGCAUAUGACUGGAAUUCACGUGCAACAGUCAGAUACAUAACAAAUCAACUGAGUUCGCCAAAAGUAGAUUUUCAAGCUGUCUACCUGUCGCUUCCACUGUUAAACAGAAAAAGUCUUGCUGAUAUUGCUAAAAGGAAUUGUUCAGGAAACCCGAGAAAUAAUAAUGAAGAUCCGGUGCAUGACUUCGCAGGAUCUAAAAUUGAAGUGCCAAGUGAUCAAGUUAGAUAUUCCCUUUUCAUCGGAGAUAAGAAAGAGCUGAUACGUACCAUAACCUUUCGAAUCCCUGAUAAUUUCACAGCUUAUCAAGUAAUGUUGAUGGCAGAAGUACAAGAUGUAAAAUAUAAAUUCCAGAGAAAAAGAGUAUCCGGUAAAAUAUACGUAGAAGAAAUCUCACAAAUUCAAAACGAUCCCGAAAAUGGAAAGUUCUGGCUCCUAUAUAUGGGUUCAAACAGUAGGAAGCUACUCACCCCCUACUUUAAUAAGGGUCCUGAUGAAGUUUUAUUGAAGCAUGGUGAUCAUCUAAUUAUGUGGUACAAGACUGUAAAAAUUUGACUUUUGGGACACAAAUGACUUCAAAAUUACCUUGAACUUUAUUCAAAAUUAAUCUACAGGAAAAAAAAGGAAUGUAUCACAAGAAAUAUUUCUUAGCUGGAAGAUUUUCACCAUACAUUUGCUUAUUUUUACUAAAAAAAAUAUAUAAUUCACCUUGAACACUUUGUAGAAGA